CUUCCUUCCACUCGUCAUGGUUAAUAUCUCGUCUACGCUAGCCUCUCUCCUUCUCAGUGGUCUGUUCUCUGCGAUUUUCACCGGCAUGAUGUCCGUCCAAUCUCUUCUGUACUUCAAGCUCUUCCCAACGGACAAGCCCCGAAUCAAAGGUCUGGUGAGAGAAUCCUUGCUUUUCGACGUUGCCCACAGCGGAACUGUCUGGGCCGGCCUUUGGAACUAUUUGAUUGUUCACUUUAAUGACACAGCUAGGAUAGACCAAUCCCUCAGUAUGUUCCUGUUCUCUACAGUUAUCGCCCCUUUUUUCGCUGAACGGAUCUUUCGGUUAAGCAAGAACAAUCGGAUACCUGCCGCAUCGAUUGUCAUCUUCGCUUUCCUCCGUCUAAACGAACCGUAUGCACUUCGCAGGCUGUCCAUUCAAACAUAUUCUGGAUUCAGGAAUAACUUUAACUGGGUAUUCCCAGCUGGACUCGGACUGUCCUCCGCUGUGGAUAUCCUCGUUACUGGCUCACUCCGCAAAGCUUCGUUGAGGUACAACGCUAUUUCCGAUCCAGCCCCAAACUCACUCUUUCAGUUCACUGCUACCAGCAUUGCCACCAUCGCUUCGAUGAUCUGCACUCGCCACGCUACUACUCACGCUCUUAUUUCAAUGUACUCAAACUCGCUUCUGGCAACCCUCAUAACUCGGUAUGAACUGAGGAACAGCCGAGAACGCGUGAUCGAAUACGGGGCCGGUUCUGGGACCCACAAUCGGAGAUGGGUACUCUCAGGAGUGGAAACGCCUCAAUGA
Molecule: messenger RNA, 787 nt
Organism: Guyanagaster necrorhizus
Lineage: Eukaryota; Fungi; Basidiomycota; Agaricomycetes; Agaricales; Physalacriaceae
Exons: 12
Coding region: 17-787 (256 amino acids)
Source: RefSeq, a predicted model, not a curated record